Molecule: messenger RNA, 6966 nt
Organism: Nerophis lumbriciformis (worm pipefish)
Lineage: Eukaryota; Metazoa; Chordata; Actinopteri; Syngnathiformes; Syngnathidae
Source: RefSeq, a predicted model, not a curated record
AUGAAGCCAAUCAAAAAGCAGGGCCGGCGUUCCCCCCCCUCCACCCGGGCCAAAGGGGGAAAGCGGCGGGGUGCCGGCGAGGCCCCCGAAGGAGGAGAGAAAAGAGACUCUGAUGAAAAUCGAGACAGAAACGCUCAAAGCCAAUAUAACUUCCCUUUCUCAUCUCAGUCAGAGCGCUCUGACCCAGUCAGAACCCGGGACUCGUCCGAUGGAGAGUCGUUUGUCAUUGACUCUGGGAAAUUGCUAGCAUCGUCAGAUGAUCGAUCUGGACAUUCGGCAUUGAGUGCCGGGAGCCAUAGUGACAGUAAUGCCAGCAGCUGCAGCAACAGCAGCACACCAAGCGCUAACAGCAGCCCCAACCCCUCAUCCAGUCGCAAAACCGCCACGUUUAAGGCGCGCGUUCCCAAAAAGAAGUACACAUCUGAGCACUGCUCCAUUCUUAGUGGUGGUAACCAUAGCAAAAUGUCAUCCAGUACUCCACCUCCUCUUCUUCUGAGUGGUGGGGCCCUGAAUCAGGGGUCUUCUUGUUCAGGUAGUCCCUUAAAUGUUUCACACCCUGAUAGCAAUGGUCAAAGUCGAAACAAAGAACAACCUCAGGACAGUUCCCCCGGACCGCCAAUCCUGUCAUUACGUGCAGAAAGGGAAAGGCUGGGGGGGACGGAGGUGGUCAGGGACGCAGAACGAGUGUCACCCAGCCCUGUUCCCCGCUGUUCCUCCACAGACACGGCCAGCGAGCACUCAGCAGACUUGGAAGUAGUCACAGAUGUUUCCUCUCGCCAGCUAUCUAGUCUCCCUGACGCGCUGUCUGAUGCCCUGGCCAAAGGACUUAAAAAUCAGCGAGUCCUGGCCCGUCAGCUGCUGAGAAGAAGGGAUGAAAAUGGAAGACAUGAAAGGGGGGAUGAUGCAAAGAGUCCACAGUUGGUGUUCUGUGCCGGAGUGGUUCGUAGAGUCGACGGCGAAUAUGGAAGCCUGGAGGUACAACUGAAUGGGGACAAGACGCUCUGCCGUUAUCCUUAUCGACACAACAGCCCCCCAGGGGUUGUAGACAUUAUCCUGGAUGCCCCCCCGCCUGGUGUCCACCCCAUUCCGCUUGGCACACGCGUCUGUGUGCCGUUCAGCAGCGAGCAAAGUGACAUGGGCCAGUGGUACAGGGAAGGAGUUGUAACCCAGGUGGAUACUCAUCCAGCGGUGGUUAAUUGCUACCGUGUUCUGUUGUCUGAUGAGAAAGCGUCAACUCUGAUUGAAGAUGAGGAUGAUAGAGUUGCAGCCAAUGCCACCCAGGCCGUGUGGGUGUCCAGACAAACACUCCGCCUCCUGGUGCCGCCAUGGGACCUGGGUUUACCAUCAAGAGAGGUAGAAGAAAGUGCUCAAGAUAACGAAAUAGAGCAGGAGGACAGGGAUGAAAUAGAUGUAGAGCAAGAGGUCUGUCGUCUCAGCCGGGGGAUGACACCUGGUGUUGGGUCAAUGUUAGGGAGGGUGUAUCCUUGCAUGGUUCCGGUCUCCUCCACAGGACACAGCAUUACCACCCCAGUCACUUCAGCAUCAGUCCUUAGCCUGGCUCCUGAUCGGGAGUGGGACAUUGAAAAAGACCUUGGAAGAGAGCGCGAUCUGCAGAGAAAGCAGGAAAGAGAAAGGGAGAAUAUUGCAAAGCAACAGCAGCAACAUCAUUCGUACAUGCCACUCACCCCUGAGGAGGACAUGGAGGUGUCCCACUUUAACAUGGUCCCAAUGGGAGCACUUAUAUCGGGUCCCAAACCCGUGGCAGUUCCUCAACACCGCCACAUUGUCUCCAAGCCCCCACCUGGCUACCUCAAUCCUCAUCCCUCUGUGGUGCAGGGCAUUGGAAUUCCCUCUGGCCACCUUGCACUAAAUCCCCACCCGCCUCCCCCCUCAGUCCUGCUUGGUUUGGACCCAAGCGUUGCAGCUGUGGCAGCCAAUACUGCUGUCAUUUCAACUGCCCAGCUCCCGCCCUUGCCUCCUAUCUCCUCCAGCAUGUCCUCCUCCAGAGUGGAGAAGGUGUCUGGUAGUACCUCUUCUGGUGGUGGUGGUUCUGGAUCAGGUUCCACUUCCUCUUCAUCUUCACGUUCGCGCACACCUCUGACUGCUGCCCAACAGAGGUACAAGAAGGGAGACGUGGUUUGCACGCCAACCGGCAUCCGCAAGAAAUUCAAUGGGAAGCAGUGGAGGAGGCUGUGCUCCCGUGAGGGCUGUUCCAAAGAGUCUCAGCGCCGCGGAUACUGCUCCAGGCACCUCUCAAUGAGAACCAAGGAGAUGGAAGCCAGCGGUGGCAUCAGGGAGCGAGGAGGGGCCAGCAGCACAGGGACCUUGACACCCUCUGACCUGCGACUAAGUGGAGGCCGAGCCAGCUCAGAGUUUGACUGGGAUGAGACUUCCCGGGAAAGCAGCGAGGCUAGCAGCCGCGGAGGAGACUCUCGGCCCCGUCUGGUCCUGCCGUCCUUGCUUCCACAAGACCUUUCUCGCUUUGACUUUGACGAGUGUGAAGCAGCAACCAUGCUGGUCUCCUUAGGGGGUUCUCGUUCUGGCACACCUUCGUUCUCGCCUAUUUCCAACCAGUCGCCAUUUUCCCCUACCCCAUCGCCGUCGCCCUCGCCGCUCUUCGGCUUCCGCCCAGCAAACUUCAGCCCUAUCACUGCCCCAUCUUCACGGCGUCAUCGCCAACUGAGUGGCACAAAAUUAGGCACACUGGGAGCAGAACGCGACCGCCAUCUCUCGGGCAUCGUGCCUACUUUUCAGACCAACCUCACUUUUACGGUGCCCAUGAGUCCUAACAAGAGGAAAAUGGACAGCCAUCCGCCUCCUCCACUGCCAACAGUCCAUGACUACCAGACCAAAACAGAGCAACAGCAAAUGGUGGCGGUGGGCGGAGGUGUUGUGGGCGAUCUGAACCUUGGCCCUGCUGCUUUCAGAGUCCUUUCACCACAGAGUCAACCAACAACACCUUUCCAGCGACCACGUAGCGCCACCAGCCGACCCCCAUCCUCAGCCGCCUCCACACCCCCGCCCAUGCUGGUCUCUCCCACACCCCCCUCACCAUUGCCCCAGGAACCUUCUCCGCGGCGCAUCAUGCCCUUGCGAGAUUCUCCGGUUAUCGUCCGCAACCCCGACGUCCCGCUGGCAAAGUUCUCUGACGGCCCCCUAGCAAGGCGGGACCGGAGCCGAUCCAGAGAGCUCGCCCAGGCCCAACACACGGUCCCUCCAGGUCUGCAAGCACCUGUCCCAAUUAAUGGCGCAACGACCAAUGGCGCCGUUCUCCUCCGCAAUCCUGCAUCAGCCCUGGUCCUAGUCACGUCCAGCUCGUCCCUCACCCCAGCAUCAGCAGGACCCGCUGCUCUGUCCAGUUCCUCCUCCGCCGGUUCAACAUCAACCACAGCAGGCCCCAUUCUCUCUUCGUCAGGAUCCGGGGGCAGGGAAAGAAAGCCCGAGGGGCACCAGGAGGCCACCGGUGGGGCCCUGCCACAACCAGUAGCUUGCCACCCAACACCCACAGCUCUCCUGCCACUCAUUUUACCUGCUGAGUCUUCGCACCCUGCUCCUCGUAAGCAAAUCAUCAUGGGGCGUCCUGGCACAGUGUGGACCAACGUGGAGCCUCGCUCUGUGCCCGUGUUUCCUUGGCACUCACUCGUCCCUUUCCUGGAGCCCAGCCAAUCGGAUACGGCCGCCCAGCCCGCCGUGGAUAGUGUCAAUCAAAGCCAAGAGCCACGUUGUGGAGUGGCCCUGGUUGGGGACGGGCGUCCGCCUGACUUGGACAGAGUGUCACCUUCGCGUCCGCCCCCGAACAAUAACAACAACGCCGCCGCCGCCGAAAGGGGCAGGACUGAUAGCGAAACGGAGAGUGAUAUUGACGACCCUUUCUCCCCCGGCGUGGCCACCAACGACGCGUCGCCCUCGCGCGGCCCUGCCAAGAGACGCACGCAGUCCCUCAGCGCCCUCCCCAAGGACGCAGACAGAAAGAGAGAGAAAGACCACAUCCGCCGGCCCAUGAACGCCUUCAUGAUCUUUAGCAAGCGCCACCGGGCUCUGGUCCAUCAGCGACACCCCAAUCAAGACAACCGAACAGUCAGCAAGAUUCUGGGAGAGUGGUGGUAUGCUCUGGGCCCCAACGAGAAGCAGCAGUACCACGACUUAGCCUUCCAGGUGAAGGAGGCCCACUUCCGAGCCCAUCCUGACUGGAAGUGGUGCAACAAGGACCGCAGGAAGUCAUUGUCAGACGGGCGUGGGGGCAUCAAGGACGUGCGGGAGAGGAGCAUGUCAGAAACUAUUGACCCACAUUUGGAGUCUCAAGCGCUGGAGGGCAAGCUGCUAAAUUCGCCUUGGACCGGCGGAGGCGAGCGCCAACCGGGGGGGCCGCACGGCGGACAGCUCCCCCGUCCCAGAGCUUUUUCCCACAGCGCCGUGCACAGCCUGGAGCGGCACGGAGACGGCGAGAAGGAGGAUGGGCCCAGUUUUUUCCGCAACCGAACACUGCCUCAGUCCUCCCUCCAUCAGGGUGGCGCUAGUGAGGAUGUCACCAGCGACGAGGAGCGUAUGGUCAUCUGUGAAGAAGAGGGAGAUGAUGAUGUCAUGGAGGAUUCAUGUCCCGAAGGCUCCAUUGACCUCAAGUGUAAGGAGAGAGUAACGGACAGUGAAGAAGAUGAACACGACGGCCAGCAUGGCGUACAGCCCCUGGCUCGCUCCUCCCACCCCUCCCCCUCGCUUCCUACCCCUCACGACGAGUGUGAGAGGACGAGGAAGACGCCCGAAAAUGCAGCAGAAGAGGACAUCAAAGGAGGCUCCGUUCGAGUAGAAGGUGGUGGGAUGGCAUGCCUGCCCACGGGGGGCUCUGCACCUGCCAGCCAGGCUGUAGUGCACCCAAUCCAAAGUGCCGUCACCCUCAGCUCCCCGACCCCAGAUACGAAAGCUACCAUUCUGAUCGGAGGCCAGCAGCUGCCUAUCACCGCAGGGGGUGGGUAUCUGUCAUCCGCCUCCACAGGUGCUGGCUUAGUUUUUGGGGGCUCCUUGCUGUCCACCCAGCCCGUCAAGCUCCUGCCCCACGCCCAGCCGCCCCCACUCGCUGUCAUCAGACCCAACACCACCACUUCCCCUGUGUCAAUGCCCCCCACUGGUCCCAAGUACAUCCUGCCGGCCCCCCAUAGCCCCUCCCCUCCUCAGCUCACUUGCCAGCAAGGGGGCUCGAUGCCCACCGAUGCCCCACCGUCGGCCAAUGGCACCCCAAAUUCUGGUGUGGGAGUAACAGCUGCAACGGGAUGCAGAGUUCAAGCCCAGCUGCAGAGUAAGAUGCUGGUUCCCAUGGCGACUGUCCGAGCCGGGACCACGUCCCCACAUGCACCCGUCUCCUUGGUGGCGCCACCUCUUCCUGUGCAAAAUGGACCCGCCACUGGAAACAAGAUCAUCCAGAUUGCACCCAUGCCAAUGGUCCAGAGCAACGUUCACGGAGCAGUAGUGCACCAUAGGAGUCCCUUUCCUGUUUCCAUGGCGACUGUGAUGACUCCUGGCGCCUCGCCCCCGCAGACCCUUCUCCUGACCUCGCCGCCCACCAGGAUCACCUACGUCCAGUCCGUUCCUGGAGUUACCACGGCGAUACCCCAACAAGCUCCAAUGCCACCGCCACCACCUAGCACUGCCUAUCUCUCGUCUCCUCUGACAACAUUGGGCUUCACUGCCAUCGCACCUGCCGGGCACACUCUGCUGACUCCGGCGGUCCCCACGACCGGCCAGAACAACAACGUCAAGACCACCACAGCCAACUCCGAUAAUAACCAGGAUCUUACCACCAUUCACCCCACUGGACCCACUGCCCCGUUGGCGACCGGCACAGUUUCCGUGACAACCACAUCACCCGCUACGGAUCUGGCGAAGCCCUCCGCCGCCAUAGAGGUUGAAAUGAAGAAAGAGUUUAGCGAUACGGGCGUCAAGAAGGAAGGAGAUCAAGAUGUCAUGGAGAUUAGAGAAAAAGUAGAUGACAACAUUGGUCAAUUCAAGGAGGAAAGUGUCAAACUUGAGGAAGAAAUGGUGGGAGAGGAGGAGGAAAAUGAAAGUGAGCAGAAGAUGAAUGAAAGCAAGGAUGAGAAACGAGGAGAGAUGGAGAAAGAUGAAGAGGUAAAUGUUUUCUCUUCCUCAUCACAGGUUCCUCCUCUGCUGCCAUCUUUGGGUUUGGACCCGCCUCCUCCUCCACCCGCUGAAAGAGAGCCAGCAUCAUCCUCUAAGAGGAUAAAGUUCCGACCCCCGCCGCUCAAAAAGACGCCCGAUUCUCACGACAAGCUUUUGUCGGAAACUUACUUCGAGGAGCGUUUUGCCGAGCUUCCCGAGUUCAACCCGGCAGAGGUGCUCCCCUCGCCUACCCUGCAGAGCCUGGCCACGUCCCCUCGAGCCAUCCUGGGCAGCUACCGAAAGAAGAGGCGCAACUCCACAGAGCUGGAGCCGGCAACGGAAGACCCCAGCUCACCGAGGAGGAAGACCCGCCGCCUCUCCAGCUGCAGCUCGGAGCCCAAUACGCCGAAAAGCGCCGCCAAGUGCGAGGGUGACAUCUUUACAUUCGACAGAGCAGGUACAGAGGGAGAGGAUCUCCUCGGAGACCUGGACCGGGUGCCCUUCUCGUCGCUGCGUAGAACUCUGGACCAGCGGCGUGCGCUCGUCAUGCAGCUCUUUCAGGAACAUGGCUUCUUCCCUUCAGCUCAGGCCACGGCGGCCUUCCAAACCCGCUACUCCGACACCUUCCCCACCAAGGUGUGCUUGCAGCUGAAGAUCCGCGAAGUUCGGCAGAAAAUCAUGCAGGCCGCCACUCCGGGAACCCUGGAGGGCGGCGGCUUCCCGGGCGAGGCCGGCAGUCCCGCCCCCGCUCAAAACUCCGCCUUCAACCACUCGCUGCGAGAGGACGGCGGAGGCGGAUCGGAACAGCCCGAUGAAAAAAAACGCAACCCCGAGGAGCCCAAAAACGAAGGUUUCUAA